AUGACCGAGACCAAAAAACUUCAGAAAUUCCCUGCCUUAACGCCCUCGGACCAGCGAGAAUUGGAGAGGUCCAUUACGCUGCUUAAGAUAAUGCUCAAGCAUGCCAGUACCCUUCAGCCUGGGUCCAAAGACUUAUCUGGAAAGCUGGCGUUGCUCGAGAUGUCGGGUAAUGUAUUUCAAGCUUACCUCAAGAAGAACGUUACCAAAAAGCAAAUCGGCCCAGCAAUAUCUGCUUGGUUCAAGCACCUCAAUCAGAACCAGCACAUUCUUGGCGACCCAACGCUCAUCAACGUCUUGUUUUUCGACGACCCCGUUUUUUCGUCCUAUGAACCGACACAGGAGGAGCAGAUCGCGUUCGACCGACACAUUCUCGCGAUCGAUGCCCGAAUACAAGAUUCCAAGCUUCCGGGUGACCAGAACUCUACCACCACAAGCCAACCGCCAGAGUACAAGGCCCCUUCGUCCCUAACGAAACUCGUCAACGAUGCAAUGCUUAUUUCCAACCGCGUCGAUGGUCCGUCGGCUUCCAAACCCACUCCCAAGGUCCCGUCCGCCCCAGAGCCCAAGAAGACCGAAGUCAAAGCGAAACUCGCCAGACACCCCAAACUAGCACCCGUCCCCACAGUUCUAGUCCCUCCACGGUCCACCAACCCUCGCACCGUCAAGGCAACCCCUCGACCCUUCCGCAGCGAUGCGAAGCAAACCACUGAGCGGGAUGGCAGCCAGAACCUCGACACGGCCAAGAUCGCAAACCUCGAUCCCGCAGUCGCCCCGCCAGACUUCAGCGGACUUCGGCCGACAGCAGAACCAACUCCAUCCGGCCAGGCAACGAAACCAGACAGUAGACGCCCUGGCUCGACAACAGCAAAGUUGGCCAAGCGGAAGCAUGAGGAUACACCUGCGGACAUGACUCCAGCGGAUGUCGCCUGCAGCACCUGCGCUCGGAAAGGCACCCAGUGUUUGGUUUACAAGCCCAACGUAGCAUGCUGGCCCUGCAGCAAGAACCAUCGCAGUGGCUGCGACUUUUCAAGGAUGCAGAGGGUCGAUGGCCAGUUCGUCGUCGUGAAGGAGGAACCCGUCGAUGUCGAUAUCCCGCCGACGAAGAAGAAAAAGAGAUCGAAGGCCAGGAAAGCCGAGUCGCAAGAGUCAGAGACAAGCAAGGUUGAACCGCGUUCCGAAUCAGCAACGCCGGACGUCAAGGCCCAGGAUGAUCGCGCUGAGAGUUCCAAAACCAAGGCAACGACCAAAAACAUCGGGCCUGCGAAGAAAUCGCCUGAGGUCCUAGGCGAUACCGACGAGGAGCGUUUAACGCCAUUGCCCGGGCAAUUCCACGGGUCCCUCCCUCAACCAUCGCGCACCCCUCACAACAACCAAACCACACCCCCGCAGGUCUCGUCCUCGCAAGUCGCACCUCCAGCGCCUCCCAGCAAUCGAGAGAGACCUACAUCCCCGCAGGUCUCGUCGUCCCAACUCGCAGCGGCAGCGCCUCAGGCUGAUCCAAAGAAACCCGCAAACCCGCAGGUGCCUCCCGCCGAGCAAAGGGAAACCGCAGCAUUGGCGCGGUCAAACAACCCGAGCCCCCCUGGUGAUACCCCCGCCGCUCCCGCUGAUUUGCAACAAUCAAGGGACCUGUCGCAUGGCAAACCUAUUCCAGUUGAGGGACCUCAUCCAAGCGAGCUCAUCGAUCACUCCGUUCUCGAAACGCUCGGCAACUUCGACAACCGUUUGUUUGGCAUGGAGGGGAAGGUGCGGGCGGUGCAGUCCGCUGUUAACGUCCUCGUCUCGGCGUCCAACGAAACCCCGCAACUACCAUCACGCCUAUCUAACCUGGAAACGCUGUUACAGGAGACUCGGGAUGAACUGUCGGCCACCCGGAAGGAAGUCAGGGAGCAAGCUUCCCUGAUUGCGGAUUACAGGAAUAAUGUCACCCUCCUCAACGCGAUCCUCGGCGCCAACACGUUCUGGCAACAGCUCAACCUCAAUAUGCUGUCGUCAUCCCGGCCUUAUGGACUGACACCUGACCCCCAGGACGUCCCAGCAUCCUCUUCGCUGGGUCACCAUGUUUCAGACCAAGGCUCCUCUUUCGGCCAUUCCACUUCGAUCGCCAACCCUCCUUCCUCCAACCAACAAUCCGCCUUGUCGUACCGGCAUGACACUUCCUCCGACUUGAAUCCGCCAUCCAACCCUAAAGCGCGCUUUGGGGAACAAUCUAUCCCUGUGGACAUGAACACCCAACAACGGUCCACCUCUGCCCCUAUCUCACAGUCGCUCGCAGGAAACGCGAUGCCUCUCGAGGCGCCGCCAACCCCGCUAACGAUCCCGGAUGAUUUUCCACCAGUGUCACCUGUCAAGUUCCAGGCCUUUCUGCAACAACUCUCCGUCUCCCUCCCCCCACCUUUCCCCACCCCCGCGAAGUCAGAGGUAUCGACAGGUCCGCAACCUCAGUCCGCCUCCACGGCCAGGUCGGCGAACGCCCCUCAGUCCGGCUCGAACCACGGAGACAAUAGCAAGCCAGAGGUCACCUCAACGGGUCCGCAGCCUCCAUCUGCCUCCGCAGCCAGGCCGCAAUGGACGACUUCCAACCCAGGGCAGAGCAUCCCCGCAGCAACUCAAUCCUGCGACGACGACGAACGACCUGACACCACUACUCCCCAUUCUACUGGCGAGCCGAGGGAUCGUCUCAGUUAG
This is a messenger RNA of Coprinopsis cinerea okayama7#130, 2688 nucleotides long. RefSeq lists its product as hypothetical. The coding region runs from base 1 to 2688 and encodes 895 amino acids. Lineage: Eukaryota; Fungi; Basidiomycota; Agaricomycetes; Agaricales; Psathyrellaceae. The record is from RefSeq and is a predicted model, not a curated record. The transcript is spliced from 9 exons.